Protopolystoma xenopodis is the source of this 666-nucleotide messenger RNA. Lineage: Eukaryota; Metazoa; Platyhelminthes; Monogenea; Polystomatidea; Polystomatidae. The record is from the annotation of a GenBank genome assembly.
AUGGGUUUUGGCGAAACCGGUCCACUCUGCUGGACAAAUGGCGAACGGACCGAUGGGCUGGUGGUCACGGACACAGUGAGGCUUGAGAUGGGCGGAAAUCGAAUAGCUGCGUCCGGGAGGAGGGUGCUUCUGGUGCAAGUUGAGCCUGUGAGAAAGGUCGCUGCUCACAGUCAACCGGGGCCAGGGCGAGACCAGACUCUCAUCGAAAUUAUCGCCAAUAAAUGUAAGUUCGCGCUGGACGACAAGGCAUCCUCCAAGCCCCCAUCGCUAAGCUCCCUCCGGCGGGCAGAAGACCCAGAAGAAGUCGGAUCCUUGCCCGCAAAUGCCAAAGGCGACAAAGGCGAUCGACCAGAAACAGUGAAGACAACGAGUCUCGAUGUCUUCGGUCGUGAUGACACCACUUGGUCGAUAAGCUCAACAUGCGCCGCGACGCAGUUGAUUCAACUUAUAUCAUCCCCUCCUCCAAAACUUGCCACAGUCCCUCCAACAAAGUUAUCUCGGGAGAUUCAUCGAAACCCUGCUACUCUUCGUAUCUGCGAGGGUUGUUCAGGUCCACACGCCCGUUCUCGAUUCGAAUCCGAUCUGGAGGAGUCUGAAGUGGCGGGUGAAGUGGGUGAGGGGCGACUAGACUGUCAGGGACUGGAUGUGAAGGACGAUCGCGAUUAG